Molecule: messenger RNA, 1802 nt
Organism: Saccostrea cuccullata (small rock oyster)
Lineage: Eukaryota; Metazoa; Mollusca; Bivalvia; Ostreida; Ostreidae
Exons: 2
Coding region: 255-1802 (515 amino acids)
Source: RefSeq, a predicted model, not a curated record
UUCAGAAAACACGUCUUACAGUUUAAAUUGAAACAGUAUUACCUUUUUUUCAAUUACUAUUUGUUUUGAAUUUCUUAAUUCUAGAGAAACCUCCACAGUGCGGAAAGUUUUACCCGCAGAAAAAAAUAUUUCGCAAAAGACUGGACAAAUAUUGACAAGUUACCCCAAGAAACGACAUGGAUUUUAAAAUUCUGUUACGUCAAACCUGCAUUUCGCCACUCAAUGUAGUGGUCAAUACCUAACCGACAACAGAAAUGGGUUGUUCUUCUAGUACAGAAGUUAGGGCUGUUUCUCCAACGACCAACAACACCAGCACUAGUCGCGUUCACCAUCAACCUCAUUUACAGCAAUUCCAGCAGCAGCAACAUUACGAAAGCCAACCUCAAAAUCACAAACAAGAAAAUCACGAAAGUCAACGCCAAGACUCUCAACCAAAGCAUAAUGAAAAUCAACAACAGCAGAUACUAGUAAGCCACAAUGCACAAAACCAAAACAAAGACCCUGCACCAGCGACUCAACCUCAGAAUCAGUUGACUAACACUGAAAAGAUCCAAAAUUCAAACGGACUUACUGAAGCGAAUGAGAAAAAUGACAAAGUCCAAAGCAAACCUUUCUUAAAAUACACAGCACCAUCACAGUCUCUUAAUGUAAACUCAGGUCUUGCAGUUGACAUGGAGGAUUACAAGGAUCUUGACUCGAGAAUAGCAAACUCAAAUGCCAUAUUGUCCAAGGAAGAGAGCAUUGAAAACACAAAGGCAAGACUAGCUUCGUAUGGAGAUUUCAAGGAGAGUUAUAAUAUUAGGGAACUUAGUGAGCACAAUGCAGAAAAAGAAUAUUUAGAGUUGUUUAGCUUCCAUGGUGAUGUUGUUUCGAUGCCAGCAUUAUUCGAUAUAUGUAGUCCGUAUAUUUUGGCUAUCGAAAGAACUAGAUUACUGGAAAAUGAGCCCGAUCUUCCAGAGUCUGAAUACUUUACGUCUGAGUUCCACCACUGGUUUGAAUCUCCUUACCCGGUGCCGUUUGCAAGCUUACUUCAUGAUGGACUUGACAGCAAAACGAUAUCACUGUGCAUGAGAAAGUGUCGGGUCAGUACUCUAAGGACAGGGAAGAAAGAGGAGGCUGAAGAUCUAAAGAUAGAUGCAAACGUUCUUCUAGAAGAGAUCUCACAAAACAUCCAGGAACCAACUCAAAAUCAAAUAGAAUACAAAGAUCAGCUUCAACGCGCAUGCAAACGGUUUGAGAUCACCCUCGCUUCUCAAGGGGAAACAGAAGAGCGCAGGACAUCAGGGGAUCCAAACGAACAAACGUUUCCAUUACCUGAUGUUUUCCUAAAGAAUCCCAAAUUUAUACGACAGUGGAUUGAGAAUUGGCAAACAAUGGACACUGCAGUGGGACCGGGAGAUGGAUGGAACUUCAGUUUGAAACAGUGGGAAGUGUUCGAAAAGGGUAGCGAUGAAAUGAAAAUUGACGACACAAAGCUACACAGGACAGAGCUUGAUAACGAACCAGCACUCGAUCUCUCUAUUGACGGAGAAGCCGGCUGGGAGGUGAUUCCAGUGGAUAUCGUCAAAAAUGACGUCACAACUGCACAACAGGAAGAAACAUGGAAGGCUAGAGAAAAUCGGAAGGACUUGAACGACCCAGAGCGCAUGGCAAAACGAAGAUUAGCCAUUGAAGCGUACUUUAAGAAGAAGUACGAAACACAGUUUUCUUGGGCUUCCCAGAGAGUAGAAGAAUUCAGAGAUUUUGCUGACAAUUUAGUAAAAGCAGAAAAGGAGUUUCAGGUCCUAUGUGAGGAGAGCUAA